Zootoca vivipara (common lizard) is the source of this 6044-nucleotide messenger RNA. It is a transcript of the gene TNFRSF14, whose product is annotated as TNF receptor superfamily member 14. NCBI's taxonomy places the organism in Eukaryota, Metazoa, Chordata, Lepidosauria, Squamata, Lacertidae. Gene Ontology annotation, cellular component: membrane; external side of plasma membrane. Gene Ontology annotation, molecular function: protein binding; transmembrane signaling receptor activity. The record is from RefSeq and is a predicted model, not a curated record. Gene Ontology annotation, biological process: defense response to Gram-negative bacterium; defense response to Gram-positive bacterium; positive regulation of peptidyl-tyrosine phosphorylation.
UAAAAAGCAUGAUCAGAAGGACUGAUCUAUUGUGAUUAGAGCCCACCUCCUGCUCCCUGUCUGCUAUUUCCCGUCUGUAAACAGUUCUGGGAACACAGGAUCCAGAGAAGAGUUUGCAUAAAAAGGAGGAAAGGCAGACGAGCUUCAGUGACGAGAAAUGAAGUGGCUGGGGAGAAAUUAUCUGGAACUGAGUGCGAUUAUUUAAGAGCCUCAGGGGAAAAGAAAGAAACCACAGCCAGAGAGAUAUAUCUUUCUUUCUUUUUUACUUUCACUUUUGGAGCUCCGAUCGCCGAGCUGUGACUGCUUCGUUUGACAGGACUCGGAGAUUGCCUGGCAAGUUUGGUCUCGUUUGGUUGGAGGCCUAGAGGGCAAAGGCAGUGGGAACCGUGGGAACUUCAGAAUGCAAUGUUCUCGGUGCUGGGAAUAUGGAGUCCAGAAAUCCUGGAUCUAUAGGAACCGAAGGGAGGUAAACACAAGAUUGCAGUUAACUACAGGGUAAUGACCUUUGUCUGCCUCGUGACUGGAUGGAAUUGGAAUCCUCCUGGAACCCCUUCUUUCGGCACCAUGCAUCUGAGCUUCUGCAUCUUCCUCGCAACACAGCUGCUUCUCUACCAGGAAGCCUCCUCCUGUACUGAUUCAGAGUAUGAUAUCCGUGGCGAAUGCUGCCCCAGGUGUAAUCCAGGAUACAGAGUCGAGAGAGACUGCACUUCUACUUCCAGUACAACAUGUGUUCCUUGUGCUGGGAGGACAUACACAAACCGGUCAAAUGGGUUGACAAAGUGCUUCAAAUGUCAAGAAUGUGAAUCAGGAGCCCAUCUAAGAGUUAAAGAAGAAUGCACGUAUACGAAGAACACAGUCUGCUCUUGCAAGCCUGGCUAUUAUUGCACUCAGUUCAUCAACCACGAGUGUGAACAGUGCUCAAAGCACACCAUUUCUCCACCUGGUUUUAAGGUGACACAGCCAGGCACAGAAACCAAUGACACCUGGUUCGUACCCUGCCCUCCUGGGACCUAUUCAGAGACCGAGAUGUCCACCUCCUGUGAACCUUGGACUAAUUGCAGUAAGGCAGGCAUGAUAGAAGAACGAGCAGGCACAGCAGUUUCCAAUGCAGUUUGUGGAUGUGUCGGCCAGAGACAGGUGCCUAUGCCGGUAUUUGUAGCUACUACUGCCAUUCUUAUUCUGCUGGUUCUUGCCUUAAUAUGUGGCAUCAUAAUAUGGCAAUGGAGGAAGCGCAUCGAAAAACGUGCUCCCAGAGAACAGGAGGAACGAAAUGGAGAUUAUCUUCCUGUUCAAGAGAAUGACAACAAUAUGGUGGCACCUAUGCAGGAAACGGGUCAACACCCUGGAGAACCAGCAUUCACAAUGGCAUGACUGACCAGAAUUUUUGGUUCGGAAAGCCCUGGUGCACCUUGCAAGCAACAGCCGUGGACAUAUGCACUGGAUGAACUUUUAGAGAGGGAGAAACACAUUAGUAAAUGCAACAGAAAACAGGAGGUGGUUAGUUUCCUCUCUGAACUUCUCAUCAUCCAUCUUGAAGAUGUAGGUUGCAGUGAAGAAAGGGAAAGAUGUGGAAAUCUUCACUGAAGGACAGAUCAAGGCUGAAGAGGGAACAUAUCUUGGGGGAAAGGAGAAGAUCGUCAAACGAUGAAAUUCAUACCAGAAGAUAUAGUGAUGGCCACCAACUUGGAUGACUUUAAAAGACAAAUUCAUGGAGGAAUUGGAUUUGUAUGGACACUAUUCAGGUCCUGCUUGUGGCCAUCUGGUUGGCCAUUGCGAGAACAGAAGGAAGGACAUAUUGGCCUUUGGUCUGAUCCCCAACAGGGCUCUUCUGGUAUUCUGAAAGAAGGUAGAGUGGGAGGUUCACUACAUCAAUAAAAACAAUGCAUUUCCUAGGGUCUGAAACCAAGCCGGAAUUGGGGGAGGAUUUUGCUCUGUCCCUUUGCUCCUCCUACCAGUCAGGCCUUCUCAGAGAUUGGUGCUUUCUUUCUUUCUUUCUUUCUUUCUUUCUUUCUUUCUUUCUUUCUUUCUUUCUUUCUUUCUUUCUUUCUUUCUUUCGAGUUCUGACACUAAUAUCAGAUGGUGCAUGGAAUGGUUGGGUGAUGCCUUGUGACUGGAAACUCUCCCAGGAAAUGAUAUAAGCUUCACUCAAUAUUUCUCAGUUGAUGGAGGCAGGGAAACCCAAACUUACUUCCACCUGCUCUUUAGAUGGGGAUGAAAUCAGACUCUAGGAGGAUGAAAAAGCCGUGUGUGUGUGUGUCUCUGUGUGUAACAUUACUCCAUACUGAACACAAUGAGUUCUGCUUUGCGAGAGUGUUGACAGAUGCAGUAUCCGGGGUCCAAUCCCAGCUCACAGGCUUGGGCUAAACCCUGACGGAUCAUGGACAAAAUGGAGAGCAACCAGCAAAGCACUGAGUGAAUGGCCAAUGUAACACCAGCUGUCCAAGCAACCAGACAGCAGGAAAGAACAGACUGCAGCCAUAAUCAGAGGCAGUAUGAUACUGAAUACCAGCUGCUGGGAAUCACAAGUGAGAAGAGCCCUGUUGCAUUCAGGUCCUACUUGUGGGCUUCCCAUUGAGGCAUCUGGUUGGCCACUGAGAAGAGGAUGCUGGACUAGACAGGCCUUUGAACUGAUCUAACAGGGCAUCUCCUAUGUUCUUAGGUUCUCCAGGCCAACAGUCUAGGAGUUUUGCCUUUCCAAGUCUGCAGUGCCUUAGGAUGUGACAGAGACAUGUGUGGCCUACCAGUUGGGAUCUGAAGCUGGAUAGACAUAGGGAAAGGGAGAGCUCUGCAGCAUCCUGGGCUACUGGCGAGGCUUGGCUAGAGUCCAGGGUAGUUCACAGACAGCAAGGUCAAGAGGCAGCUGAGAGCAGUGCAGGAUUCAGAGUGCAGGUGAAUAUCAAGACAACCUCAGACCAGGAAUUGGGAAACUUUUUACAGCCCAAGGGCUACAUUCCCUUCCAGGCAACCUUUUGGGGGCCACAGGCAGGAAUCGAGGGGGGGCAACUAAAAUCACAUCUGUCUUCAUUCAGCAGGCUAGUUUCUAUGCACAACCCGUCUCUAUCCUCAUGCAAGCUGGCAAGAUCCAUUAUCAGAAUUUCAGAGCUUAGAGGUCUAGACCAGGCAUCCCCAAAUUGUGGCCCUCCAGAUGUUUUGGCCUACAACUCCCAUGAUCCCUAGCUAACAGGACCAGUGGUUGGGGAAGAUGGGAAUUGUAGUCCAAAACAUCUGGAGGGCCGAAGUUUGGGGGGUGCCUGGUCUAGACAGAGAGGCUUAGAAUACUACAGCAGCUGGACAUUGCAUGGACAGGCGCAGUCCCCCAAACCCCAGGUGACCCCCGAGAGGAAUAAUGACUCAAGACAACUUGCUAUAGGACUAAAAUUGGCCACAACUUUAUUAAGAUUCAGGUGUAACUCAGGUGAGGCUGGCAUUUGUUCCCUGGGCCUAAGGUUCCUACACCUGCGUUAUUUGAUUGAUUGGAACCCAACUGGCUUUGUAAGUAAUUUGAGCGCCUGCUGAAUUAGAAGCUGCAGUUCUACUCUCUGGCCAGCUGCAGUGGUGGUGCUGUGGAGCAAAAGCAGUGUGGAACAGGAAACAGCAAGGCAGCAGUUCCGUCCUUUGGUAAACUAUCAUAGUGGGUGAAUCGUGUGCUAAUCUCUGACAAAGUCCCCAGCUGAAGACCCGAAUGCUUUUUAGGUGUUUGGUCCAGAAUAACAUGAAACCUUCAAUUCCAAAGAACAAGGUGAUCUCUAGAAAAGCAGAGAUAAAUUUCCAUUGACUAACUACAUAUAUAUUAUGGGAGAGAUUUGCAUUAAAAAGAACAACUAAGUGUGCCAAGGGAUGGGAUGAGAAUUCUCAGACUUGCAGCCGCCACCUGCAGUUAACAAAAUUUCAUAGGGAUUCUGUAUUUAUAUCUGCAUGUGUUUUGUAGGCUGUGUUGUGUAGUGGUUAGAGUGCUGGACUAGAACCUGGGAAACCACAGUUCAAAUCCCACACCUUUUUCAUUGUCGUAAGGAUAAUAUGGAGAGAGGGAGAACCAUGUAGGCCACCUUGAGCUCCUUGGAGGAAAGUGGAUUAUAAAUGCAAUCAUAAAUAAAAAUCUACAGCUGAAACAUGUCAUUACAGCCCUAUGAAUAACUGUCAUGGUGUUCUGUUCUUGCUUAUCUUAGCCUAUAGUUGCUUAGAUCCUUUGCUUAAGAAUUAAUAUUAACAUAAAUUAAAUGGUGCUGUGAGUGUGUGUAAAUAAUGUUCUAUUUAUUUGUCUGUCUCCCUGUGUGUACUUUCUUCCUCCACAAGCAAGUUGCCCAAAGUGGCUUACAAAUAAAAAAAUAUUAAAAACCAAAACAGUGACCCAACUAUUAAAACAGAAAUGAUCCAACUAAAAACAAAAAAAACUAAAAACUAAAAAAAACUAAAAACAAAGCGCUGUUCAACAGUGGAACAGGCUCUCGCAAGAGGUGGUGGAUUCUCCUCCCUUCGAGGUCUUUAAGCAGAGGUUGGGUAGCCAUCUAUCUUGUAGGAUUUAGUGGAGAUUCCUGAAUUGCAGGGGGUUGGAUUAGAUGAGCUUUGGUUCUAUGAAAACAGCAGCCAAAACAGAUGAAACAUCAAAUGAAAGAAUGGCACUCCCAGUUAAGUUUAAGAAGGCAUGUUUUCAGCUAACUGUAGAGUACAAAUAAGGAAUAAGGUAACUCAAGUUCCUGAGGCAGGGAGUUCCACAUAGGAAGAUGCUUUGGACUGAGUCAGACCGUUGGUCCAUCUAGCUCAGUGUUGCCUACAUUGAUUUCUGGUAUGGGUAUCUCCCAGCCUUACCUGGAGAUGCUGGGGAUUGAACCUAGGACCUUCGGCAUGCAAAGCAGGUGCUCUACCACUGAGCCAUGGCCCUUUCCCAUAUGAGGCACCACUGCAUGGGAUGCCCUCUCAGGUCUUGUCAUGCCAAUGGCACAUGCAAGAAGGACACAAGUGCCAUUCCCAAAAAGCUGGGCAGAUUCACAUAAGAGAGGAAGAUGGUUCUUCAAGGAAUUUGGUCCCAAGUCAUUUAGGAUACUAGGGAAAUAGCAGCCUCAUGCUUGGCUUUCCUUGGGAAUUCUAAGAAAGCAGGAAAAAUCAGUGCAGUUUAGCAAGACUGAGUGCAUCUUCUUGAUCCAAACAGCGCCCAGUUGUAUCCAGAUGUAAAGGAAAACCUGCUGUUGGAACUCAGGAACCUUUGUGCAAAAUUUGGUGACAAUAUCUUAAGGCGUGUCCAAAUGUAGAGCAAACCAACAAUUUCUAAACUAUAGAAUAGAUACUAGGGUGAUGACUUUUUCAUUUUUUUCUCAAAAAUUAUUUCCUGUAGCACAAAUGGAUGAACUUUUGCCUAUUAAUGACUAAAAUGACGUAUAUUCCAUUGAAAUAUUUAAAAAGGUUAUGCACAAACCGUUUUUAAUUUUUUUUGUAUGCCGUUUUACUAUUUCAUAAAAUUGUACUAACAAUUCUAUAUAUAUUUUGUAUCAAAUUUGGACACAACACCACAUUCCACAAUGGGGAAUGUUCUUAGCAACAUAGGGUAUACAAAUGUCACACCUGCACAAGGUAAAAGCCCCUUUUUGGGACAUCAAAAUUCAGCCAGCAGAUCCUGCCGGACAUGCUGGGAAAAGAACCUACAGGAGAGGUAGCAAAACAUCGUCCUCUAGCGGCGUCUAUACUGUUACUGCAGCUAAAAAAAGCUUUCUUGUGUGUUUGAUGACCCUAUAUAAUGUUGUAUAUAUGUGACUCUAAAGCUUGGGUUCAAUUUUAUAUCUGCUUACAGUGACUUAAAAAAUGGUCAAAAAACUGAUAAAUAAAAUUUUUUAAAUCAUUUUGUGCGUGAGGUUUUUUAAUCAAAUCUCUUUGAAAGUAAGAUUUCAUCUAAUCUUUCAUUAAAGCUCAUCAAAUUAUGAUACAGGGAAAUGAGGUUGUAAAAAAGUCAUCACCCUAAUAGAUACUCAUCACCUUGAAUUGCCCUUGGUGGUAAAUUUAUGCAGGUACCAAUUCAUGAGCGCCUUUGCCCUUGCAUGUCUAACAAGGUAGAA